UAACGAUAUCCACGGACAGUAAACGUGAGCAGUGAUCGUAAGCUUUAUUAAAAAAAAAAAUCAUAUUGAGAGCGUUAAUAAUUUCCGAAAUGGCAAUUGGCGGUACUUUAAACGAAAAUUUUGGCAGCUACUCUGUUGGCGUGAAUAAGAGAGCGAAAGGAAUAGUCGCGGAAAAAGCUGAAGCUUAUUUGAAAGCCGUUAAACAAAGCCAACAAGCAAAAGUGACAAGUGUCCAGAGGCCAGUUCUACCACGGUUGGAGGCGCUUCAGAGGGUAGCUAACAUACCCAUCGUGGAGUCCGGCAUUGGAGUCACUGAAAAAAUUUACUUUAGAAUCAGGGAAUCAAAUCCACUAAUACGUUGGUAUUUAACCCUUGGAGAGAAGUCUCUGGCUACUGGAGUUCAAUUGGCGUUACCCGCUGUACAGCUUCUGGAGACGCCGAUACACCAAUUCGAUAGAUUCCUGUGCAUGUCGCUAGAUGUCGUUGAGAAGAGGGUACCUUCAAUACAUUUACCACCUCAAGCAGUGAGUGAACAACUAUUGAAGAUGAAUAUGUACUCAGAAACGCGUCAAUACGUUAUACGCAGAGCUGAUUCAGUAAAGCAAUUGGGAACAGCUGUGUUGGAUUCUCGCGUGACGGCUGUUACCGCUAAUGCCUUGGAUCGCGCUCUAACCACUGCAGACAAAUACGUGGACAAAUAUUUACCACCAGAUUAUCAAGAUGCUGCCGAUGGGAUGGUAAAUCGUGUCUCCGUCUACACACAAAAACAAAUUAGCUCCGUGCGUGAAUAUUUAGUGGCGAUCAUAGUGACGAGCGCGGAAGCUGCGGAGAACGCGGACACGGGGCGUGCGCGCGCAGCGCAGGCCGUGCAACAUGGCGCGCGACUCAAGCGCAAGCUGCAGAGGCGGCUCACGCGGCAAGCUCUCGCUGAGGCCAAGGCUAUCAAGGAACAAAUACACGUGCUUGUCUAUGUGGCUGAACUGGUUGCCACGGAUCCAGUACUUGCUUGGCACAAAGCCAAGGAAUUAUACUCGUCCUUAAGCAAAUCUGAACCAGAGAACCAGGCUCGACCAGAUACCCUUGAACAGCUUCUAGUGCUGCUGUCCCGCGAAACCGCUAGGAAGAUUGUGCAUCUUAUUAACUACACUCACUCUGACCUGCCGAACAAUAUUCGUCAGGGACUAUUGCUUGUCACCAGUCACAUGUCGGUAGUUACGGACGCACUUCUUAAGAUGUUGCCAGUCGAAAUAGCAAUCACAGAAGUGCGUGGACUGCGUAGUAAACUCCACGAACUGCUGCAACAGCUACAGUCAACAUCCAAGACAUAUCUCGAACAGCUCGCUAUGUUUCUAGCGGGAAACGAAGAGCGUGAAAAGAUCGCGCCGCGCUCUAUAUUUGAACAACGAGACGAGUUGGCAACAAUCAAUGGUGUCAACUAGCAAUACGUAAAGAAUAUAUCCCCCCGGAAAGCUUAGCGCGAUUUUUACAAAUAUUCAAAAAAAAAAUUGUUUAGAUUGGGAUGCCGGGUGUGCUAUAUAAUUUUACCAUCCAAUAUUUAUCAGAUUUUGAAAUUAAAAUUAUAACGUUGAAAAAAAAACACUAAGUAUGACUAAAACUUACUAAGACUGAAAUAUUUAGCGUUUUUUUAUGCAUUAUUACAAUUGCAAUUAAAUAAUUGCUCUAUUAAGAUUGCAACCGCUUUUAACGACGUAUUUUUUUUCAAUAGCUAAUAAUAAAAUAAAAACAAGUACGCUAUUGAUAAAUAUUCUUUUUUUGUGUUAAUAUUGUUCUAUGUCGUUAUAAGCGAAAUAUAUUUGUUUUAAUUUAAUUUUAAUACUAUGAAUUAAAAUGAAUCAACAAACAAUAUGCUGUUUUAAACUAACUAGUUGUCAAAUACAGACAUCUUCAUGAUUUAUUAAUAAUAUCUUAAAUGGAUUUAUUUAUUUAAUUAAUAUUUUUCCAAAUAACUAAACGUGUUUUAAGCAAUAGGUCGUAAUCAAUGAACAUUUUAAUGUUAACCUUUUUGCUACAUUUAAAACAGACAUAAUAUGUCAAAAUGUAAAAUAAUAUUUACUAAAAAAUACAAAAUUUUACGUUAGUUUGUUUUUUAAUUUUCAUUUGAUGUAAAAAUGACCAACCCCGCUCAACUUUUAAAGGAAGCCUCCAAUCGCGCUUAUUAUGUAGGUAAGCUUUUGUACAUCUGUUGUAUUAAAUAACGAAAAAAUAAUAAAACAUAUCGGUGUUAGUUGAAUAUUAUUCUAGGGCAAAAAUAAUUUCAUUGGCGUGGAAAAUGAACAAAUCGAAAUGGAAAAGGGAUGGCGAAUUCCGACUGCCCUUUGGUUGAUGGUUAUAGCCUUUUUCUUGUGGAUUGUUAGUUAUGCCUUUGUUAUCAUAUUCAUGUUCCUCUUUGAAGCUACACUAAAAUACUUCUCAAAUUUUGAACUGCAUUGGCUUAAUAAUUCCUUUCCUGGAGAAGAAUUUAUUGAACAAUAUGCAUUGUUUUUAUAUUGAUUGUUAUAUUGAUUGAAAUAAACAUUUUUAUUCAUA
Messenger RNA from Nymphalis io (European peacock), 2547 nucleotides. RefSeq names its product lipid storage droplets surface-binding protein 1 (gene Lsd-1). Gene Ontology annotation, cellular component: lipid droplet; cytosol. Gene Ontology annotation, biological process: lipid storage; positive regulation of triglyceride storage. The coding region runs from base 90 to 1439 and encodes 449 amino acids. The record is from RefSeq and is a predicted model, not a curated record. The transcript has 10 exons. NCBI's taxonomy places the organism in Eukaryota, Metazoa, Arthropoda, Insecta, Lepidoptera, Nymphalidae.